AUGCCUUUGCAGCAGAGAGGACCAAAGGAGGAUGUUAGAGUGUGUGUGUGUGUGUGUGUGUGGGGGGCUGUUGCAGGAUAAAAUGCGGAUAGGACUGUGCUUGAACACCGCUUUGGCGACGUUUAAACUGGCGGAUGUGAGUAAAAAACGCCGACAAUCUGUACAACCGCAGAGGAAAUAAUCAACUAGUUUAAGUAAGAUGCAUGGGACGAUUUGGAUGGUGCACUCGUGCCAGACUGCCUCACUUAUGAAGGAAAUUUAGUUAGUGUGCUACCAGUCUUUUCCGGAUUGACACAACUAGGAGAUUCUGUUGAGGUUUAUCACCCACAACCUUGGUAACGAUGGAAAUUGGAGUUGUUCUGCCCUGUCUGGAUCUGUUCAUGCUGAGCCCACUUGUCACUUGGGUGAAGACAUUCAUGCCACAUGAUGGGGGCAUGCACUUGGAGUUUUCGGAAUUACUGGAUGGAGUUUUUUUGAAUGACAUAAUGACACAAAUAAAUCCCUCGGCUACGCCUCAGGGUGCAAACAAAGUGAGCAGGGAUCCAAGUCAGAGAAUCCAGAACCUGAACUUCCUUGUCCAGCAAAUCAAGACUUAUUAUCUGGAUAAUCUGAGACAAUUAAUCAUGAUUCCUUUGCCAAACGUGUUGCUGCUAGGCAGGACUCCUUACUGUGAACAAAGUCUGGAGGAAAUGAAGAAGCUUUUGCUGCUGCUGUUGGGAUGUGCAGUCCAGUGUGAGAAAAAAGAGGAGUACAUCGAGAGGAUCCGGAUGCUUGACUUUGACACAAAAGCUGCUAUAGCUGCACAUAUUCAGGAGUUGACUCAUAGUCAGGAGAACGUGCUGGAUCUGCAGUGGUUGGAGUCCAGCGAGGUGCACCCAGAUGAGCUGGAGGCCGUAGCGAGGAAUAUGGCCACACACCUCCGACAACUUCUGGACCAGAGGGACACCCAUCUAGAGACUAUAGCAGAGCUAAUGCAGGAAAAGGAAGGUGUUGUUAGUUUGCUCAAUACCCCCUCCAGCCCACAGUCUGGCAGCUACUCUCCCAGCAUGCAACAGCAGACGGGGACGCAGCAACACCUGGCUGUGGAGCUGGCUGAUUCUAAAGCCAAGAUUAGACGACUUAGACAAGAACUAGAAGAGAAGAGUGAGCAGAUGCUGGACUGCAGACAUGAGCUGGAGAGCAUGGAGGCAGAACUGAAGAGGAUCCAGCAGGAGAACUCCCAGCUGCUUGUAGACGCCCGUGCAUCCCGCACCUACCGUGACGAGCUGGACGCCCUGAGAGAGAGAGCCAUAAAGGCGGACAAGCUGGAGAGCGAAGUGGGACGCUACAGGGAGCAACUGCACAAGAUGGAGUUCUACAAGGCCAAAGUGGAGGAGCUAAAGGAGGAUAAUAGGGUGCUACAGGAGACCAAAGAGGUGUUGGAGGAUCAGUUGGCGGGCUGGAGGGCACGCUCCGAUAAAAUUCACCAGCUUGAGAAGCACAGUCUGCUGCUGAAGGCCCGGGUCCACGACAUGGAACAGGAGAGGAAUGCAGAUCGGAGGCGCAUUGAGGAGCUGCAGGAGGAAAACCUGGCUCUCUGUUUGGCUCAAAGGAGGAGCAUGGAAGAGUCCCAGCACCUGGGCUGGGAGUUAGAGCAGCUCUCCAAGACAACUGAGAACUCCCAGGGCCAGCAGACUCUGAGCGAGGAGGUGAGUGAGAGGACCCGCAGUGGGAUGCUGAAGCUGGAGAAGGAGAACCAGAGUCUCUUAAGGAGCAUAGAGGAACUCAGAGCUGCCUCUAUUAACAACAGCGCGCAGCCCAAACAUGGCCUCCACCUCCAGUGUGAACAUGUCUGCCAGGUGGUCUGUAGCGCCAACAACUGUACCUCGUCAACAGAUGAACCCACGGGGUUGCAAACCACCUGCUCACAUAUAGAAAACCACACUAAUGUAUUCCCGCUCAGCACAGUAACACAGCAGAUGCUGAAUGGAAGUUCACACUGCCAUCAGCCACUCCAUGCAGAGGAUGAGCUGGAGGGAGUCCAGAGUGAGAUCCUUCUCACCGAGAAUCCAGACCUUCAUAUGAAGGAGAAAGGACAGCUAGAGGACGGAGAUCAUUUUAAAGAAAUGAUGUCUGAUCUGGAAGUCUUAGAAAACAAUCACAAUAGGCUCCAUUGUUUUGUUGGAUCACGGGAUAGCCCCCCUGGCUCGAAGAGCAGCAGUCCCUGCCAUGAAAGCAUCUUCACAGGUCUGCCAACACGUUCCUCCUAUGCCAGCAAGCACACACAGCGGCUGGAGGCCAAGUGCAGGGCCCUGGACACAGUUAACCAGCAUCUGCAGACUUCUCUCGAUAACACUGACCGGAAAGUUCAGCGCCUGGAGGCAGAGGUUGAGGAGCUGGAGGCAGAGAACCAGAGUCUGGAGGCCACUUUAGAAGAACUUCGGAUCACUGCACGUCGCCUGGAGCAACUGGAAACAGAGAAGCAAAGCCUGGAGCAAGAAACCACAGUCCUGGAGAGGGAAAAGAGGCAGCUAGAGAAAGAGAAUCGACGACUCCGCCAGCAGGCUGAAAUCCAGGAAGCCAACUUAGACAGCAGCAAUGUCUGUAUUGCCAGCCUGGAAAGGGAGAUGCGUUUUCUUGUAAAGGAGGUGGAGGGGUUAAGGGAGACUGCUGAGAGGGUGAAAGGCCUGGAGAGAGACAACAGAGAACUGAGCAAGCAAGCUGCUAUCGACCAGAGGACCCUGGCCACCCUCAGAGAGGAGCUGGUGAGCGAGAAGCUAAAGACCCAGCAGAGAAACAAUGAACUGGAGAGGCUUGCCCAUGAUUUGGAAAUGAAGGCCCUGAGCCAGGAGAGUGCAGAGCAAGCUGAACAAGAGGCUACAGACACCAGUAGGUUUAAGAUGCUGGAGUCAGAAUUGGAGUCGUCUCUGAAAAAAUCGCUUCGGAUUAAAGAGGACAAGAUGGCAGCUUUGGAGGCUCGUCUGCAGGAAUCCUCCACCCUGAACCAGCAGCUGCGCCAGGAGCUCAAGACUGUGAAGCUAAGCUACGAGGCCUUGCAACAGAGGCAUGAGGAAGAGUGGACAGCAUCAAGUUCCACCCCUCCCAGAGAGACUGGCAAGGUAAUGAGCGAAUGGCUGCGUGAAAGCCAGGAGGCCACCAAGGAACUGCUGAAGCUCAAAGACCGUCUCAUUGAAGUGGAAAGGAAUAAUGCAACACUGGAGGCAGAGCGCCAGGCUACGCAGGCCCAGCUGAGGCAGCUGGAGAGUCAGUCUGACAGCCAGCAGGCUCAGGUCCUCGCCCUGCAGAGGCAGGCUGCCUCACUGCAGGAGAACAACACAGCCCUGCAGACACACAACGCUAACCUGCAGGUGGAAAAAUCCACUCUGAACUCACAGAGUGCUUCCCUCAUGGCCCAGAAUGCUCAGCUGCAGCAGCAGCAGUCAGGGACAGAAAGCGAGCGUGACGGCGCCAUGCGGGAACGCGAAGACCUGCGCGUUGUUCAUGAGCAGCUGUUACGAGAUCACGAGCGGCUGGCAGCUCUGCAUGAGCGGCAAGCUAUGGAGUAUGAGGCCCUGAUGGGCAAGCAUGGCUGUGUGAAAAACGCCCAUCGCACUCUGGAGCUGGAGCAUCGCACACUGCAGGACAGGUACAAUAGCCUGUUGCAGCAGCGUACCAAGCUAGAAGACCUGGAGAAAGCCCUGAAGGAGGAGCAGCUGAGGAUGGCUCUGGAGAAAGAACAGCACAGGACCACUGCUGCUGAAUGUCACAGGCUCCGUGACGAGAAGGACUGGCUGAACCAGACAUACCGUCAGCUCCUUAACGACAACGAGUUGCUAACGGCGGAUCACAAGCAGCUCAAGAGCCAGCUGAACGAGGCCAAGCUGGAGCACACCUGGCUGGAGGCCGACUUCUCCAAGCUCAAGAAGGAGUUUCAGCAGCUGGACAUUACCUCCACAAAGCUCACCAACCAGUGUGAGCUACUGGGCCAGUUGAAGGGCAACCUGGAGGAAGAGAAUCGCCACCUGCUCAGCCAGAUCGAGACCCUGAUGCUACAGAACCGAACCCUGUUGGAGCAGACUAUGGAGAGCAAGGAUCUGUUUCACGUUGAAGAGAGACAGUAUAUUGACAAACUUAAUGAUUUGAGGAGGCAGAAGGAGAAGCUGGAGGAAAAGAUAAUGGACCAGUACAAAUUUUAUGAACCAUCCCCCCCUCGCAGACGUGGAAACUGGAUCACCCUGAAACUGAAGAAGUUGAUUAAGUCCAAUAGCCGUGAGCAUGGUCCCGACUGCCCACCCACACCCACAAACUCAGGCUUUACUGAGCCACACCUCACCUGUCAGGACAACAGCUCCUUCGUCAGCUCAGAUGGCUCUGGAGGCUCAGCCUUAGCAGGUGACGCCAUCUCACCCCAGCGUAACAGCACGACCAAAAUGUUUCCCCGUAUGAGGAACAGGCUGAAGGACAGAGACAAAGUCAAGUCCCUCUUCCGUCGUUCCAUGUGUAAGAAAGACUGUGGUCCGGUGUCUACCCUCCUCUUCACUGUAGCCUUUUAUUUCACUGCUAACUUGAUUAUACUAACCCUGAGCAGCUUGGCGUACCCCUCGGCCCCGUUCGAGGAGGAUCGGUGGGCAGACAGCUCAGAGCGGCUCGAAGGGUCAGAGGCAGGAGGAGAAUCCUGUGUGGAGGACAGGAAGAACGCAUUGUCCUCAUCCCAUACCACAUCCAUCUUGUCCAUCCUCCACCUUAAUCUUCCCACCACUCUACCAUCUGGCCACGUCACCAUCACAACCACUGACACCACCACCGACACUGUUCCAGAUGUUUCUGAGCUCUGGGUGACAGACAAGGAUUCAAAUGAUAGCGCUGUGCCAUCUGGAUUUGAGGACGACGAGCUGCAAACUCACGGGCUGAAUGGCGUCCAGAGUCGUGCCCAAAGUGAGAGCAGCGCCCCCCAAUGA
Molecule: messenger RNA, 4937 nt
Organism: Perca flavescens (yellow perch)
Lineage: Eukaryota; Metazoa; Chordata; Actinopteri; Perciformes; Percidae
Product: girdin
Exons: 30
Coding region: 342-4937 (1531 amino acids)
Biological process (GO): cytoplasmic microtubule organization; cytoskeleton-dependent intracellular transport
Cellular component (GO): cytoplasm; centrosome
Molecular function (GO): microtubule binding; dynein light intermediate chain binding
Source: RefSeq, a predicted model, not a curated record